AUGGAAAAGGCUGAGCACAUGGUCUCUACUUUUGAUUCCUGGUUACAAGUAAAUGUUAAUUGGGCGGUAUAUAUUAUCUUCCUUUUUUUUUGUAUAUUCUUUACUGUGUCACUAGACGAAGAGGUGGAGCCAGUUGCCGAAGAUGAUGACAUGCUUCGAGAGAGUUGGACAUUUGAUAUAUGGAGGAGUCAGGGUUGUGGAAGAGCCAAGGUUGCUCAGUCGGAUACCCGAUAUGCAGGAGCAGGGGUAAAUGUAUGUGAUGCAGUUCUCUGUACUUUGGUUGAGAAGAACGGACCGAGAGGCAUCUGA
Molecule: messenger RNA, 309 nt
Organism: Vicia faba (fava bean)
Lineage: Eukaryota; Viridiplantae; Streptophyta; Magnoliopsida; Fabales; Fabaceae
Source: the annotation of a GenBank genome assembly